CUACAUUUCGGAUAAUCGCAGCCUAUACAGUACAGAACAAUAAUUCGUGCAUAAAACAACUUGUUCAGUAUCCCCAAGUGAAAAAAAUAAGGAUUUAUAAAAAUAUCACAAUGACGGUCUCCGACGAAAGUGGUCCGGCAAUAGUGAAGCUUUUGGACAUUGUGAACACAAUAGCAACCGUGGCGAUCGGUGGGCUUGCAAUGGGGGGCCUGUUAACCGCUACAUUAUAUUCAUCGACCAUACUCAGCAACUUGUCUACACAUAUUUUUCUUGUCACAUUUGGGUAUAUCUUAAUUAUAAGCCAAGCUGUGGUUUCCAUGAACCCUACAGCCGGCUGGGCUCGAGCAUUCAGUUAUCAGAACAAACGGAUGAUACAUUUAUGCAUGCAAAUAAUAGGAUCUAUCUUGGCAAUAGCCGGUGCUGCUAUGGGCAUGAGGUUAAGGAAUUCCUUCGGAACAUCUAGAACCCCCCACGGUAUUAUGGUAUCCCAAGCACAAACUUUGACAGAUUCGUAUAGCCAUCGUCAAUGUUUCUACGGAAAAAGCCUUAGUUGUUGAAAAGUUUGUUUUGACGUUCGGUAGCGGCGCUGCUUAGUUUCCAAUGGUUUCCAUGGAAACUUAGCGUAUUGGCGAUAUGA
Molecule: messenger RNA, 637 nt
Organism: Chilo suppressalis (striped riceborer)
Lineage: Eukaryota; Metazoa; Arthropoda; Insecta; Lepidoptera; Crambidae
Source: the annotation of a GenBank genome assembly